GGGCGCGUGAUCUGGAUCGGGCGCUGCUUCCGCUUCCACUUCCGCUUCCGGGCCGGGGUCUGGAGCGUUGGUGCUGUGGCCGGGACCGGCGGGCAGAGCCAAUACAGCUGUGAGAUUAGAGCUGGAUUCCAUUAGUUAACGUGUGCAUCACCAGAAUUGCUCAGCAUGUUCCAGUAUCAGGGACUCCUUAUGACUGGUGAUGGGUGAGCCUGAAAGAACACAGCUUGACUUGUACAUCCCAGGGUCCCUUUUUUGAUCUCUUUCCAAAGACAAGAGGCCCUAGUUUGCCAGGAACCUGUAUUAACUGUUCAGGCUGGACUGAGGAUGGAAGGUGUUGAAUUUAAGGAAGAGUGGCAAGAUGAAGAUUUUCCCAGGCCCUUGCCCGAGGAUGACCAUGUUGAAGCAGAUACGUCAGAUGCAACUGGAAGAGAGGGACAUCCUGAGGUUAAUGGAAACAAAGUUAAAAAGAAACUAAUGGCUCCAGAUAUUAGUCUAACAUUGGAUCACAGUGAAGAAUCAGUUUUGUCGGAUGACUUGGAUGAGAGUGGGGAGAUUGAUUUGGAUGACCUGGAUACCCCAUCUGAGAAUAGUAAUGAGUUUGAAUGGGAAGAUGAUCUUCCAAAACCAAAAACUACUGAAGUAAUUAGGAGAGGAUCACUUUCUGAAUAUACUGCAGCAGAAGAGAGAGAGGAUGGGCGACGCUGGCGUAUGUUUAGAAUUGGAGAACAGGACCAUCGGGUGGACAUGAAGGCAAUUGAACCCUAUAAAAAAGUUAUCAGUCAUGGAGGUUAUUAUGGUGAUGGGUUAAAUGCCAUUGUUGUGUUUGCUGUCUGCUUUAUGCCUGAAAGCAGUCAGCCAGAUUACAGAUAUCUAAUGGACAAUCUGUUUAAGUAUGUUAUUGGCACUUUAGAAUUAUUAGUAGCAGAGAACUAUAUGAUAGUUUACUUAAAUGGUGCUACAACGCGGAGAAAAAUGCCAAGCUUAGGCUGGCUCAGGAAAUGUUACCAGCAAAUUGACAGAAGGUUAAGGAAAAACCUGAAAUCACUAAUAAUAGUUCAUCCUUCCUGGUUUAUCAGAACACUUCUGGCCAUCACAAAACCUUUCAUUAGCUCAAAAUUCAGCCAAAAAAUUAGGUAUGUCUUUACCCUGGCAGAGCUAGCUGAACUCAUCCCCAUGGAAUACGUUGUCAUACCAGAAUGCAUAAAACAGUAUGAAGAAGAAAAAUUUAGAAAGAAACACAAAAGAGUUGACCAAGCGCUCAAUGGGAAACAAGAACAGAAAAGUGAACAGUGAGUUUGGAGUCCAAACAUGACUGAAGAAUGUGCAGAUGGAAUGAUGCCUUUUUUGCAUUUUACAAUGCAUUCAGUAGCCUUUAUUAUAUAACCUGUUACAAAAGGUGCCUUGAUUUCUCUGGACUAGUAAACAGAGGACUGUUCACUGCUGUAUUGGUUUAAUUCUUGACUUUAAUAGCUAUCUUUUUAUAUGUAAUCGUUUUAUAUUGCUAAAUGUCAAAAACCUAGAUGUUGAUAAAAGGCAUUCUUGCAAUUGUUUAUCUAAAUGAUGCAUGUUCUUCAGUAAAAUAUUUAUAUACCUAAAUGUUAAACGAAAGAGAUAAUAUAUAUUUUUAUGACUUUUUGAGCAAUAUUUUGUUUGCCUGCAGAAAUGUGUUUGCAGGUAGACUAGGCCAUGAAUGACUGCUGUCAUUAUUUUGUAAAGUGCAUGAUGACUUUUUUUGCUGUAAAUGGUUAAACACAUUUCUUGGGUGUUGUGAGCCUAAUGUUUUGAGAUGUUAAUGUUCACAUGGUGCACUUUGUCACACUUGUGUGAUGAUGCUUGUUUUUGUUCACACACCUAAUACAAAUAGAACUAAUUUCCACUGCCAGAAUGAACUUGAGCUUUGGCUUCUUUAUUUUUUUUUUUCUUCAAAAUGCAAAACUGUGUAGGUCUUUUGAUUUUGUCCAUGCUUUGUUUGGUGUUUUAAGUCCCUCUAUCUCAACUGAGCAAUUCAGAUGACUAGUUGCACAAAGAACCUUUCACUCUAGGGUCACUAAUUUUAAUUUUACUUAGAUGUUUAGUAAAUGGUAACUGAAGAAACAACAGCUUUUAAUAUGAAAUGAACUUGUCCAGUUUCUUUUGAGCUGUCAGCUGGCAUUAAUAUAAACUUUUCAUUCUUGACAAAGAAAAAAAUUGCCUGGGCACAAAGACUGAAAUUACCUUUAGCCAAAUGAAAUAAACAGUCUGUUCAGGUGUGAUUGAGGUACCCUGGAAAAGUAUAGAGAAUCUUGCACUGUAUACCUCCAUGCUUUGUAGAAAGAUCUUCCAUUUCCAGUGCUAUCUGGCACUUUUCAACAGCACUAAAUUCACUUUAACGAAGUAAUAUCUUUUUUUUCUUUUUCUCUCUUCUUAAUGGUUGUCAAAUUUUCACUUGAUGUUCUUGGGCACAUAAGCCAAAGUUUGUUCUGGUAACUAAAUACAUGCUCCACUUUUCUGAUCUGUCUAAUACAAUAUGUAGGAACUCUCAAAUCUAUUUGGUAAUCAUGCCCUACUGCCUGUAAGAACUAGUGCAAGUGAAUCUGUUCAGGAGCUAAAUGUUUAGCUGACAUUAAAGCAAACUUAUUUAAUAUGUUCACUUCUAUUACUGUUGUGCUUACCGUUUGUCUUAAUCAAGCCUAGAACACCCAUUUUGAUAUUUUUACAAACAAUAUAUGUAGGGGAGUGCUAAUAUUUUCACAGUUCAUAUUUAUAAAAUAAACCCAACAUAUGGAGAAAGUGAAGUGGCAUUCAACUAGACAGUUAUUUAUCAGCGGGGUGCAGCAGGCAAAGGUUAAUCUUAAAGUUAGGAUUUACUAGUGAUGGAUCUUUUACCUCUCAUUGUCUCUUAUAAUUGUUGUAGGUGUGAGGCUAGCAGAUGCUGCUGCCAGAUAAAGGCAAUGAUCUGCAUUGGAGUUAACUCAUGCAGAUCAGGCACUCCAUCUUGAGGUGUAGGUUGUAGCUGUGUUGGUCUAAGGACAUAGGCAGACAAGGUUCUUUGGGUGAAUCUGAUAUCUUUUAUUAGUCCAACUUAAAUAGUUGGAAAACAAUUAUUAAGCAAGCUUUUGGGUUCAAAAACCCUUUGUCAGGCUGAGGAAGUUUCAGCAGUUGGUAUGUGCUUUUCCUGGAUAGAAUGAAAAAUAAAGAAGUCAGAGGCUGGGCUGGUAUGCAUACAAGAUAGGCAGUCAGUGAAGAUGUAGAUUGAGGAGUCAAUGGGUGAGAGACAGGCUGGCUGCGGGGGGAGAGAAGGGGGAUGAAUAGUGGAGAGGUAUCUGGGGAAUCAGAUGUCAGGCAGGUUAUAAUGUGUCAUAAAUCCAAUGUCUAUAUUUAGUCCAGGGGUGUACUUGGUAGCUAUGUUGGUCUAGGACAAAAAGACAUACAAAAAACUAGAACUCUUGGUUUCAAAAUGAUACCUUUUAUUAGACCAACUGGAAAAUGGCAAGAAAACUGUCCUUUUCCGUAAGCUUUUGGGAUCAAAGUUCCUUCGUCAGGCUCUGGGAAAAGUGUAGAUGGUACAAGAUGAUAAAAAUUCCCCAUAGGUAGGAAAUAAACUUCAUUUUUGCACAGAGGGACCUGAAGAUUUUUGCACAGAGGGACAGACUUCCAUCUUCAGCUCCCUCUGUGCAUCUUGUACCAUCUAUACUUUUCCCAGAGCCUGACGAAGGGACUUUGAUCCCGAAAGCUUGCAGAAAAGGACAGUUUUCUUGCCAUUUUCCAGUUGGUCUAAUAAAAGGUAUCAUUUUGGAACCAAGAGUUCUAGCUUUUUGUAUAUAUUUUGUCAAUGAUUUUUAGUAUCCAGGAGGUUGAUGAAGUGGAGUUCAUAGGCUCAUCUCUGGGAGGUGUUUUGUAAGUUUCGGCUGAGGAUCAGGACUGAGAGAUUGGAGAGAGUGGUUUUCAUGCGAGAAAUGCGCCCCCACAGGUAAUUGGGUACUCCUGUCUUUGACAGAUUUCCCAUGAAUUUAUUCUCUGCAUCUUACACUGCAGUUGAGUAAGAUGUGUAAGUUGAGUGUGUGCAUGCAAAUCUGUGACCUUCAUUUUACUUUUCUAGCCUUAAAUCUAACUUUUACCAAGUCUCUAGAGGCCUGGAAAAUUAGACGUUUUAUUUAAACUUAACUUUCACUGAAAAUAGGCAUAAUUUUUUUUUAAUUUAAAUUUUUUUUUAAAAAGUUCUGCAUAGAAAGCUUAUUGUUGCAGCAAACUAUCACAGGUAGCAGAAAGAUGCCUUCUCUUUUAUGUGAGGUAGCACAUAAUAGGUGAAGGUGUUUCAAAUACAAAAUGUUUGUUUCGCCUCAUGGGGAGACAAAAUUGUAGUAAUUCUCCCAGGCUCAGACAUGAUUUUGGUAUCCCAUUGUUUCCAUGGUCUUAACCAGCUCACAUCAGUAUUUUCUUUCUUCCCCCUACUUGUUUUGAUAGGUUUCUUUUCUCUCAAAUUGCACAAAAGUAAGCUGCAAAGCACAUUUUACUGUGUAGGCAUGUUUUAUAUUUUGCAUUUGACAGAGUCACUUUUAAGAAGUGAGAAGACUAUCUUUUGCACCUUUUUGCUUCUAUAUUAUGCGACUACAGAGACCUGAGUUAUAAAUUUUUCCUGUUUGCUUUUUCACAUUGGAUAAAAAGGAUCCUCUUUUCCAAAACCUUGAUAAGCUUGAAAAUUUAAUUAAAAAAAAGUAGGACUAGAUACUGAAAAGUAAGUCUUGCACACUAGAAGAUUAAUUGCCCUCAAUUUUAACUCCAGUAACUAAAAAUAUGAUUAAAAUUGCAUUUGCAAGGUUGGUACCUCAGGCUUUCAUUUGAGAUUUAGCAUCCCCAGCCAAAACUGAAGACAGAUAAGAAAUAGGAGAACUGAGGCAAUGGGUGUUUGAACAACUCAAUGUAUCAUAAGCUGAUAAAGGAUGAUAAAUCCUUUUCUCUACAGACCACAUCUUAAAUUAUUAUUAAAUCUUUGGCUUUAACUCUGUCUUUCUUGAUGGAUGUACUUGAGUCUUGAUCUUAACAUUGCAUUAAUGCCACUUAUUUAGAAGCAUACCUGCAGAUGCACGAUUGCUUGAUGUUUCUCUCCACAGUUUAAAUAGCAGCAUUCAUUUUGAUAGUCUAACUGGUCUCUAAAGAAAAAGCUUUCAAGCUAAGUUGGCCAUCUCUGAGGGGACUCUCCCCCUUCUCAGUUUUCUGCCUUACAUAACAAGUGGCAUUUAAAAAAAUCCUAUUUUAAAAGACUUUUGGGACUUUCUCAAACACACACAAGGUAUAUUUUGUACUGAACCCUUUGUAUUGCAAUAUAGAUUAUAAAGACCACUUUUAUAAACAUUUAAAUCAUUUCACUAUAAUUUUUUUAAAUGCUUCAAAACUAAAAUCAUGGUAGUCUGAGGGAGAAGGAAGCAUUAAAAACUUGGAUCGUAAAUGGAGGGCAGAAGUGGAGUUUUAAAGUACUUCUGUUUAUCUUUUUUAAUGACCUUACCUUCCAAUGCAUUAAAAUCAGGUUUCUGUU
Molecule: messenger RNA, 5512 nt
Organism: Alligator mississippiensis (American alligator)
Lineage: Eukaryota; Metazoa; Chordata; Crocodylia; Alligatoridae
Gene: BNIP2
Product: BCL2 interacting protein 2
Exons: 12
Coding region: 325-1293 (322 amino acids)
Biological process (GO): apoptotic process
Cellular component (GO): cytoplasm
Source: RefSeq, a predicted model, not a curated record